Camarhynchus parvulus is the source of this 5031-nucleotide messenger RNA. RefSeq names its product EGF domain specific O-linked N-acetylglucosamine transferase (gene EOGT). Gene Ontology annotation, molecular function: protein N-acetylglucosaminyltransferase activity. The transcript has 17 exons. Gene Ontology annotation, cellular component: endoplasmic reticulum lumen. Bases 507 to 2090 code for a protein of 527 amino acids. The record is from RefSeq and is a predicted model, not a curated record. Lineage: Eukaryota; Metazoa; Chordata; Aves; Passeriformes; Thraupidae.
GAAGGAGCGGCUGCUCCGCCGCUGCUCCCCGCGGGCAGGUGCCCUUCGCUGCGGGCCCCACCUGAGCUGAGCCGCGCCGGCCGAGCCCGACCCGCGCCCGGCGCUGCGCCUCCGCCCCGGCCCGGCGGCUCCUCCUUCUCCGCCUGCCUUCCUUCCCUGCCUCCUUCCCUGCCUCCCCUCCCUGCCUCCUUGCCCGGCUCCCGCCGCCCCGGGCGGGGCGGUCCCGGCGGUGCCGCCCGCUCCUCCCUCGCACCCGCACGGAGCCCGGCGGGGCCGCGCCGAGCGCUGCCCCCGGACAUGAGGAUUGAGACCGGCGGCGAGCGCCCAACAGGAGCAGCGGCCGGUCCCGUGGGCCGCGGGGCUCCUCGGGGCCGGCGGGGCUGAGACACGCCGUGAGAUACGUGGACAUACCUAACUCCACCUUCCUCCCCCACUCCAGGUUUCUGUACCUGGGAAAGCUGAAGCGGUUCCUCUCAAACCAAACAGUACAGAACUCACAGGUUGCCAUGUUUAUGUUGCUUGUGUUUGGAUUGCUACUGCAAGAAAUCCUGGCUAAUUCCCAAGCUGGAAAUCCUACUGAAUCCCCAAACAUUCAGGAAGAGCCAUUCUACAACUACAAAGCCAUCAACUUGCCAGAUGAGCACAUCCCCUACUUUCUGCACAAUAACCAGCAUGUUGCUGACAUCUGUAAGCAGGAUCCUCUUUGCCCAUAUAAAAAACACUUGAAGAAACUAAAAUCCUGCUGGGGUUAUGAGAAAUCUUGCAGAUCAGAGAACAGGUUCAGUUACCCAGUGUGUGAUUAUGUUGAAACUGGGUGGGCAAGUGACAUUGAGACAGCCCAGCAGAUAUUCUGGAAACAAGCAGACUUUGGGUAUGUUCAAGAGAGGCUCAGUGAAGUGAAAACCCAUUGCAAGCCUGCAGCAAGAGGGGAUUCAUCUCUGACCUGCUCCCAGUACCUUCAGCAUUGCAGAGCAACAAACCUGUACAUCGAUUUACGAGCUGUGAAGAGAAACCACGACAGAUUCAAAGAAGACUUUUUCCAGAAGGGAGAAAUUGGUGGUCACUGUACCCUUGAUGUUCAAGCAUUUCUGGCUGAAGGUCAACGCAAGAGCCCUCUGCAGUCUUGGUUUGCAGAACUCCAGACAUUCACUGCAUUAGACUUCAGGCCUCUAGAAGAUGGGAAGUGUGACAUUGUUAUUGAAAAGCCAACAUACUUCAUGAAAUUAGAUGCAGGUGUUAAUAUGUACCAUCACUUCUGUGAUUUUGUCAAUCUUUACAUUACCCAGCAUAUCAAUAAUUCCUUCAGUACUGAUGUCAACAUAGUCAUGUGGGACACUAGUUCAUAUGGCUACGGUGACCUGUUCAGUGAGACAUGGAAGGCGUUUACUGACUAUGAAAUAAUUCACUUGAAAACUUUUGACUCUAAAAGGGUGUGCUUUAAGGAAGCCGUGUUCUCUCUGCUGCCUCGGAUGCGCUAUGGAUUGUUCUAUAACACCCCUCUGAUCUCUGGCUGUCACGGCACGGGGCUGUUCAGAGCCUUUUCUCAGCAUGUGCUACACAGAUUAAAUAUCACCCAGGAAGGACCCAAGGAUGGGAAAAUUCGAGUCACCAUCCUCGCCCGCAGCACAGAUUACCGGAAAAUAUUAAACCAGAAUGAGCUUGUGAAUGCUUUGAAAACAGUGUCAACGCUGGAGGUCAAGGUGGUGGACUACAAGUACAAGGAGCUUGAAUUUUCGGAGCAAUUGAGAAUUACCCACAACUCUGAUAUUUUCAUUGGGAUACAUGGAGCUGGCCUGACCCACCUGCUCUUUCUGCCAGACUGGGCUGUUGUCUUUGAGCUAUACAAUUGUGAAGAUGAACGUUGUUACCUGGAUUUGGCAAGGCUGAGGGGCAUUCAUUACAUCACCUGGAGGAAAAGGAAUAAAGUAUUCCCUCAGGAUCAGGGACACCACCCAACACUGGGAGAACAUCCAAAAUUUACAAACUACUCCUUUGAUGUGGAAGAAUUUAUGUAUUUGGUGCUUCUGGCUGCAAAUCAUGUUUCACAGCAUUCAAAGUGGCCAUUUAGGGUAAAACAUGAUGAAUUCUAAAUUAGACUUCUGUUUGAAAUAUUGUUUUUAAUUAAUCACAGAAUGGCCUGGGUUGGAAGGGAUUUUAAAGCCCAUCUCAUUCCAUCCCCUGCCAUGGGCAGGGACACCUUCCACUGUCCCAGGCUGCUCCAAGCCCCAUCCAGCCUGACCUUGGGCACUGCCAGGGAUCCAGGGGCAGCCACAGCUUCUCUGGGCACCUGUGCCAGGGUCUCACCACCCUCACAGCAAAGGAUUUAUCCCUUGUAUCCAAUCUAAACCCACUCCCUGUCAGUUUGAAGCCAUUUCCCCCUGUCCUGUCUCUACAUGCCCAUAAAAAAAAAUAAAUUUCCCCGUGUGAGGGAAAGAACCCAUUGUUCAUUGUCAGACAACUUCUUAGCAUCAUACCUCUACUUUAUAAUUCCUUUCUAAUCUGGGAGGUUUUGAUAUGUAAAAGCUAUUUUUCAGACUAUUUCUGGUUUUUGCACUGUAUUUCUACAUUCCAGAUUCUGAAAUGCUCUUUAUACCAAGAUAUGUCCACCCAUUUCAUGUAAGGUUUUCUGGGGUAGGUCCAGGGUCAGCAGACACUGCAAGCUUCUGCUUUAAAUUUAGGAACAUUUUCACAGUAGAGAGCACAGUCUUAUGAUUUUGCAUUUAAAUAUAAACUUUGACUCUUGUCCCUGUAGUUAUAAAUGCUUCAAUGCAAGACGUCUGCACAGUAGGCUCAGUCAGUUCUCUGUCUCAGAGCAGGUAAAUAUUUUCCUAAGUGAGUACUUAAAAGUUCAGGUGAUCUGGGUAUUUCCUACUUUUUCACAAAAACCAGCACUCUGCACUGGAAAACUUGAGCAAAUUGGAAUAAAACUUGAUUUUUUUGAGGAUUCUAAAGGGAAUGGCCUUCUAGUUUUUUUAACAACAAAUGAUAAAAUGUGUAGAGUGUCUUUCAGCUGCAGCUGAAAGGAGAGGAACUGAUGAGGAACCUUGUUCUUGGAGUCACUAAAAGCCUAAUUUUUAAUAUUCUUGUUUCCUCAAAAUGUUGAAGAGUUAAUCCAGAAAACUUUUUAAAUGAAAUCUUUCCAAAGCCAGUAGCACAGUUCACUGUUUUCAGUGAAGGGAAUAUUAAACCAAAGCUGAGUUCUUUUUGAGAUUCCCCCUGGAGCUGAGAUGUUCUAGAGGGGAAAAUAGCAGUUCUUUUGUCUUAAGUGGGGCCAGAAGGAUGUCUAGAAGAAUUGAGUUCAGUGAGAUAAAACCCUAGAGUUCUGUGUUAAACUGUGGAUUUCUGGGGAAUGUAUCCCCAUGCUGGACUUGCAGUUCAUUCACACAUUUCAGGUGGCUCGGGCAGGCACACAUUUGUAUGGAAAAGCAGGAGAGUUCUGGUAAAUACAAACAUUUCAGUGCUCUAAUGGUAGAUGGUAUUGACUUCCCUUCCCCAGCAAUUUCACAGAGUGUGGGUGCAUUUACUGCCCUGUCUGUGCUGCUAGGGAUGAGUUACUGUAAGCACAAUUUUCACAUGGAUCUCUCAGACCUGAAUCGGUGCAUGGGGAAGCUGGGUAGAGCUGAGACCUUCAUGUAUUUUGUGUAUGUGGUGCAAUUCUUCCUGGAGAGUGUUGUUUUACUGAGGGGAAAAAACUGUUUCACUUUAAAGGACCAUAGAAGCAAAAUUGCACUUCUUAAUAUGAGGUGGGGGGAAAAAAUCCCUUGAGCAAUACCAUCUCCUGUAUUUGUAUGUGUCUGUUGGGGUUUUUACCUUGUGGGAUUUGUGUAAAACUUAAGCCAGUAAAAUGUCUGUGUUUGAAUGAAACCAAGUCAAAGGAAAGAUGACAUUUAAUUAUGAACUGUGCAUAUAAUUUUUUUAAUAAAAAGCUUUUUAAAUUUAAAAAAAAAGUGUAAAAUUUCUGGUAGUUUGCCAGGUUUUAGAGGCAAAUGUUUUAAAUACUAUUAAUUGUAUGGAGCCACAUGUCUCUGCUUUCUCCUGCCAUGACAAGCUGAUGUUCUGGGGUCCAAAGUGACAUUCAGGUUUAUUUACUUAAGAAUCAUUGAGAGGUGAUGGUGCCAUCCUGCACUGCUGGCUUUAGUGCUGGGCAUUUGAAGCUUGGUUUGUGAAAAUCUUUGUAUAUAUUUAACUUCCUGUGGUGCAGGUGAUGCUGCUGAAGGCAGUGGGUGAGUGCUGGAGUCUGCACAGGAGCAGCUAAUGAGGAGCUGCUCUUUCAAGUCAUCACUAAAACAAAUGGUUGAACAUAUGUGUGGAGGAGAGGCUGCAGGGACUUCAUCCAAGGGCAAAAUAUCCUGCCAGCAUUCACCAGUUUCAGCAAAUUUGAGUGCAGGGUCAACAGUUGAUGGCCAACAUGUUAUUCAGCCUUUAUGGUUUAAUAUUGCCAGGAUGAAAAGACUGUUUGUGUUGAUUAACUUUUCAAAUAGCACAAAAUUUUCUUGGCAGCAGAAGGAGGGUUGGUUGGAUUUUUGGGUUUUGCCAAUAAAUCCUGAGGGAGCUUGGACAACAGCAGAAAUCUGGAUUGUGGCUUGAAGAGCAUCUGGACCAUCUUGGGUCUGUCUGGAAGUUGGAAUUUGAGGGAAUCCAUGAGCCUUCAGGUAGGAUAUAGCUCUGGGUUAAGUUUUCCUAACAGACCAUGGGACUCUUGUUCCUUGCUACUUCUGAUUUUUUUUUUUAAUUUUUUUUUUUGGUCUCUCCAGUUUACCUAAGUUUAGAGUCUAAGGGGCAGCUUGGCAUCAGUGUGAUGAAUUCAGUUUUGGGACUUUGUGUAAUGUUGCAAGUCCUGGAUGCUUUUGGGAUUGCCUGUGUUUCCUGUACAAUGUAAACCAAGAGCUGGAUUUGGAAUAAAAGAUAAUUUAUGGAUGCAUGUAGUUUCUUUCCUUUUUACUUUAGAAUUUGUCAGAUGUAAUUUCAGUUUCUUUCUUUGGAGAGUUCUGUGGAAGUUCACCAGUGGGUAAGUGUGAGAAAUGGCUUGUG